Molecule: messenger RNA, 381 nt
Organism: Phytophthora sojae
Lineage: Eukaryota; Oomycota; Peronosporomycetes; Peronosporales; Peronosporaceae
Exons: 1
Coding region: 1-381 (126 amino acids)
Molecular function (GO): nucleic acid binding
Source: RefSeq, a predicted model, not a curated record
AUGGACGCGGUAGGAUGGAGAUUUUAUGUGAGUAAUGUGUUAAAACAUGAAAUCAAUGGACCCGCUGUCCUCCUCCUUGGUAAUUUUGACUCACAUGUUUCGGAGGAGGGACAGCGGGUCGUUUUCGAAGAAACGAACGCCACAGUGGUGCCUUUCCCGCCUAAUACGACGGCGGUUUGUCAACCGCUCGACGUUGGCGUGAUCGGCCCACUGACAGCAAAAAUUAGGUCAAAGUUUCGGGGUGUUGCAGGAGGCACUGCAAAGGAGAAGCGCCUCCGUGCAAUUAAGUCUAUAAUUGCGCCCUGGGAAGAAUUAGCGGAAACCACCGUAAUUCGUAGCUUUGAGAAAGCAAUUCCUAAGUACCCUGAGAUGUUGAUCUGA